AUGUCUGCUCCAUAAAUUAUUAUUGAAUAGCAAUCCUAAUUAAAUAGUCCAAUCGAAGUAGAUGGAGCUGUAUAUGUUGCAGCAUAAAAUGGAGAAAUUAUUUAAUACAAGAAUGAAUAAUAAAAAGUAUGAUUUUCAUUUUAGAAAUAGACAUUUUUUCAUGUAUCUAGUUAGCCUCAUUCAAUAAAAAUAGAUAAUAAGAAUAAAGUCUCUUACGUUGCUAAUAUGGCUAGAUAAUCUAUCCAGAAAUUUUGUCAAGAAGAGGAUAAUGAUGAAAUUAUUGAUUUUAUUAAUGAAUUUGAAGGAAUGCCUCUUUUAGGUCCUAAUUCACUUUUACUCUCUCCUAAAAAUAGUAUUUCAUUGAAUAAAUGUUAGAUAUGAUAUUUUUUACAGAUUCUGGACCAUUUGGAGAAACUGCAAUUGAUAACUGUAAAGGAUCAUUGUUUGCAGCAGAUCUAGAAAAUUUAACAUGUAAAGCAUUAGCAUUAUAUUGUCUUUCAUUUCCAAGUGGUAUAUGCAUGGGUAAUGAUUAAAAAACUAUAUAUUUAUGUGAAACAGGCAAAAAUAGAAUUUUAAGAUUUGUUUAAGCUAAUGCCGGUAUAUACUACUUUAGGUAUUAUUAUAUCUAUUAAUAAGUGUUUAUAUUUAAUUUUAGGGAAGAUUUGGUCCUAUGGCAUGUGCAGUCUCUUCAAAUGAUCUCUUGUAUGUUGCCAGAUAUGAAUUCUCCUAAGUGACUGAUGAUGGACUUAUUAGUGUUUACAAUUAGAAUGGCAUUAAUAUUGAUAAUAUUGUAUUGCCUCAAUAUCCUGAAUUAACUGGAAUGGCAUUUUCUGUGUAAAAGUGUUAUUAAUGAUUUAGCUAAUAUCCUGGUGUGUUGUACUUAACUGAAAAUUCUUAGAAAGGAAAAUGUCUUAAGCUCAAUGUUACACCUCCAGACAAAAAGGAUAAGGAUAAAUUUAAGUGAUCCUUUAUUAUUUACAUAAAGAC
Molecule: messenger RNA, 987 nt
Organism: Paramecium sonneborni
Lineage: Eukaryota; Ciliophora; Oligohymenophorea; Peniculida; Parameciidae
Source: the annotation of a GenBank genome assembly